Molecule: messenger RNA, 6982 nt
Organism: Eriocheir sinensis (Chinese mitten crab)
Lineage: Eukaryota; Metazoa; Arthropoda; Malacostraca; Decapoda; Varunidae
Gene: Arl6IP1
Product: ADP-ribosylation factor-like protein 6-interacting protein 1
Exons: 6
Coding region: 23-652 (209 amino acids)
Source: RefSeq, a predicted model, not a curated record
GCGGCAGUUGUAAACAAACACGAUGGAGGCAAGUCCCAGCCAGGAGCGGCGAGUCAAGACCUUGCGUCGGGAGCUUGAGGGGUGGCGGGAGGUCCUGUGUGCCCUCAACUCAGUUCUCAUAUGGGAGAAGCACUUCUACCCGGCCAUCUCCGUGUCUGCCGUCACCUCAUUCUUCCUGAUCAUCUGGUACAUUGAACCGUCAAUACUCACACUCUUCUCAGUCAUCGGCAUCACCAUAACGCUCUGUGACUACUUGGUGCCACAGGUGGUGCCAUGGGCAGUGGGGGCACACUACUGGACAGGAGCACACGAACGUCGCUACGAGCAGAUCAUCACCUCCAUAGCCUCCCUGUGCUGCCUGGCCUCCUCUGUCUCCCAGACCCUCUCCUCCAUGAAGGAGUCAAAACCCAGGACAUACUUCGUGGUCGUGACGGGUAGCCUCCUCUUCUCAGCGUGGAUUGGGAGCAACAUCAACAACUUGUUUCUCACAUAUCUUAUUGUGUUAUUCCUGGUGCUGCUGCCUGGCUUGAAGCACCAUGGGAUCAUCAAGAAGUACUUCUCCUCCAUCAUCAAAGCUGUGUCCAACUUUGUGAAGACCAACACCCAGUCAGGAGGAGAGGGAGGUAAUGGAGAUUCCAAGAAGAAAGAGUAAGAGGCUGGAAAGGUAUGAAGAAUAAUGCUGCUGUUUGUACAAAUGGAGGGACUUCAUAUGACAGACAGUAUAGGUCCUAUAGAAUAUUCAGUCUGGGUUAUCGUGUGUGUUUGUGUGUGUAUGUGUUCUUUACAUCGGAAAAACAAUGCCAAAAAGUUCAUUUGACUUUUUUUGUGUGUGUGUGCGUAUGUGUCUGAAAAUAAAUCCUCAGAAUAGUAGUUACAACUCUAGCUUUUGGUAUUCAGAUGUACUGAUAUUUAAUUUUGGAUGCAAUCUGGUGUAUGUCUCAUAUUGAGUGGAUGUUGAGGCCAUUAUGAGUGAUGAUGGAUGAAAGUGUGAAUGUUUGUUAGAAUGGAUGUUUAGUCUCUUCUUAGGUUUCUGUUCCUUUGCACACAAGUAGAUGUGAAGAGCCAAAUGUGAAAAAACGUUUGCCAGAAACAUCUGUAUGACCAUUUUGUGACUAAAUGAAAGUUUAUUAAAUACAUAAAUACAUAAUAUUUCAAUAGACACUAAAUUUUAACUUCAUAUCUCUUAGAGAAUAUCUGCUGUCUCUUCAACUGUGCUUAAUGUUUAUAAGAGAUAUUAUUUGAAUGUCACUUUCUGAUAUUACGUAUUGGAUGUACAAGAGAGUGCUUCCUUUACUGUGCUACCCGGGAAGAACACUGCAUUGCUUUGUCUUGCUGCUGCCUAAAAGUGUUCCCCUUGUAGCAGCAGUAUUGGUGUGCUAAUUGUCCUUGCUUCCUGUACGGACACUUGUUUACCGUUUUUUCAUGUUUUCUACUUUACUCUUUAGAUUGUAGCUCUUGACAUAGUGUCAUAUUUUCUAGGCAGCCUCUUAAGUUCAUAUUUAUCUUUGGCAUUCAUUGUCACUAAUGUGGGAACUUAUUAAAAUUCUGGCGUACACAGCAACAAUCAACUAAAUGCUGUCUCUUUGGCUAAGUCAGUAUUUCACUUAUGCCAGCACCAGUCUAAAUAUGCAUAGUCUGGUACAAUAGUCUAUGCUUACAUCAUAAAAUUAAAUUCAUGAUAUUUUAUUUUAGUUUUUUAUAACAGCUAGCGCUCUUGCCAAUCUAGUUUUAUAUCUUCACCGUUCAUAACCUACAUGUAGAUAUUUUACCAGGAAGUAACGCAUGCAAGAAAUAGCUGACUCGCUAAUCUCUAGAGGCAGUGCACUUUACAAAUGUAUUGAGAGGGAAGAGUCAGAUGAGGGCUGAGGACCAGAGUAAUGAUGCAGUUCAGUUUCUAUGCAGCACCUUCCCCUUGAGUUAGUUCUGUCCUGUCAGAUCUGCAUGUGUGGGUGCAAGGAUGAAUGUCAGGGAGCCAGCUGAAUACUUCCUGCCAGUUGUUCAUGUUUCCUGCUUUUGGUGACCUGUGCCAGUUGCUUCUUUUAUGAGGGUUAGAAUGGUAACAGGUAAAAAUUCAUCUUUGACCUUUCAUGGACAAGACUUACUAGGGCAGAAAGUUCAUUUUUAUAUUUAAAAAACAAAUUUGUAUAGUCUGAAUUUAUAUUUGAAAUAUUAUCUUCAGUGUGAACCUUGGUAACUUCUAAAUGUCAAAAAUUAGUUAGAUAAAAGCUCUUUAGGCAUAAUUAUUUAAAAAUAAAAUUGUUUGCUGAAUACAAAUGAAACUGGCAGUGAAUUUCCUCUGGCAGACAAGCAUGUCAUUCAGCUCACAUGUUCCAGAAAUGUAACUUUAACUUGGAAAAAAAAUGUAACUAUUCAUAGUCAUCAAGAUUUUAAAAGAUGAAUGUCUUUUUAACAAUGUGCUACAUGUGUUAUUGAGGCAAACAAACCUUCUCUCCCUCUCUUGCUGUGGCUUCCAUGUCCAGAGGUAUGCAAAAAGGACUUCAUCACAAGAGUGUCUUUAUGAGAUGAUAUUAUGUUGCAUAACUUGGGGUCUUGGAAAUUACCAUUACAGCUGUCAUACCUAUGGCCAAACAUGGCUCUUAGAAAUAAUUGUUUUAGCUUGUAGUCACCACAGAACGGUUUAGGCAUUUAAUUUCGUGGAAUAAGAUAAUAUUGGGGAAUUGUAUAUUCAUCUGUGGAUUUAUUUUUUUCUAGCACAAAGACACCUUUUUUGUGUAACAUGGUCUCUGGUCUCAACUAAAAAUUCUGUUGACUUUGGAUAUCACCACAUCUUCAAGGGCAAGUUUGCUAACACACACACUCAUGUGCUGUACCUUAAGGGACCAUGUCUGUGAAAGCAGGUUCUCUAUCUUUGUGUAGUAAGAUGUCAUGCUCUCUUACUUCAAGCUUUUAGUGUCUGGCUAAAAGUUCAAAUUACAAGGUGUUGCAGGUCUUGUCUUGAUGCCCUGGGUAGGUGUAUAUAAUAUAUAGGGCAUUUCCUCUGUUGGUGCAGUGUUCCUGUCUUUCAUCAAGAUUUAGGUAGAGGCAGUAAAGAGUGAAAAUAUGAGGGCAUCAUGUGCUGAACUUUUUGACAGUAUACUUGAAUUUAAGCUCUAGUGCAUAGCCAUGAAUCACUUCCCAGAUAUAUAUUGCAUCACUUUCAAUGAAGCAAAUGCAUUCACUCCCCAUAAGGCUUUUCCACUUGCUCCUCACUCAGUGCUUAAAGCAAUGACAAGCAGUGAAGUGUUACUGUUGGCUGAGGCGUUGGUUUAUGUGAGGAGGCUUUUUAUACGAUGAAAUGAGUAAAUUAAGAUUCCUCAUAUUCUGUUUCAACUUUGAUUGAGCCAAGCACACUUGCCAAUCUAGUUUUGAGCGUCUUCAUGAUAUGUCGCUUGAUGCACACAUGCAGUUAAUAGCUUGCUAACUAAUAUCAAGAAGCAGUGCACUUCAUGAACGUGUUGUUUCAUGCUUCACCAUAUUCCAAAACUUUUAACCAAUUUAAUGAAGAACAAAAUACCUUGAUUAAUACACAUUUUAUCCUGAAUGAAAUAAAAUGGCAGUUAAUGGCCGAGUAAAGCUGAGGAGGCUGAUUGUAGGUAGAUUGUAGUGCAAUUCAAAGUCACACAGUCAGCAGGUAUUUUACUUAAAGGGAAGAACUUAACUGCUGUAGUACUAUAAAGUUUUAUAUAUUAUUUUAGUAGCUUUGUAAUUUUACAGAAUUGUUACCAAGAUACUAUCCUCUAUCCUUUAAAAAUAACUUAAAUGUCGUAUAUGUACUUGAUGUUAAUAUUAUACUGCAGUAGAGGCUAGAUUUAAAAUAUUUAUUCUUACAAUAUGUAUGUAUGGAAUUUUCACUCAAAGUGUAGAAGAGCUCCAGGGAUGUAGGAUAAGUCUAUGAGGCAUCUAAACACCUGGCUGCUGGCCCGCUGUGAUGAGUCUUCAAGGAGGCAGAGGAUUGAGUGGUAUUUCUGUGUGGCAGUGUAGCUUGCUCAUUAUUUCUGCUUCAACUUCUUUCUCCAGAGUAUUGUAUUUAACUGUCUUUUCUUGAGGGAAAGUGUGUGUGUGUGUGUCUGUGUGUGUAUGCAUUCAUGCGUGUGUAUGUGCAUGCAUGUGUGCAUUCAGCAGAUUGUUUAAUAUAAUACUUUAAUAUGCUGUGAUGUAAAUGCGCUUUAAUAAGCUGCCUUUUCUUAUGAAUAUGAUUGGGUCACAUUUAUGUAUUUUGUAUUGAAUUCUUACUUCUUGCUAAAGUGUCAACACUUCACUUCUGUUUGGGACACUGAGAAGGUAUAUUUGUGGCAUGAGAUGAGUGAGGCAGAACUCAUCCUCUCACUUCUAAAAACCUGUUUUAAUGUCUCACUGUCAAUAUUUUGUCCUGCUUGCUUAUGUGCCUUAAUUAAUUUAUAAAUGGGAGCUUUAUUUUGAGCUGCCUUGAAUGUAUUUGUUCUUUAUUUAUUCAUCAGUUGUGAUGGCAGGUGAAAGGCUGAAUGCAUAUAGAAGAUGUUAAAUUAUGUCUUAAAAGCAGAUUUUAAAAAGUCUUCAAGGUAAUCAGUUUUGCAGGAGACAUAUUGCUCCUCUUUCAAAGGGUCUUCAAGUCCCAAGUGUUUGUUGUGUGUCAUCCUUCAUUUUCUUUGUGGAGCUGCUCGCCCAACUGACUGAAUGAAUGGUGUGUACAUUUUUGAGGUUCUGUGAGUGGGCAACUUCACUGUUAUUUCAUAUAUGCAUGUGAGAGGUGUAAGCGCAUCUCAGGAAGUAAAUGCAAACAAAGAACGAAAACAGCUGUGAUUUGGAAGAGACAGGCUGACCAAACAUUUUGUGUUUUGUCAUAUUUGUGGGCUCUAACACUUUUUUAUGGCUGCAUUUAUUUGUCACCUUCAUGUUUGUAAAAGAAGGUAAAGAGAUAUGCAUUGCUGCAGUUUGUCAUAAGCUUUGGUGGGGUGAUCAUGUCUCCUUACUUCACCUCAAAAUUAGCUCAUUCAUUGUAAAACAUUGGUCUAUUUCAAAGAGAGAAUGAGGGUGUUCAACAAUUCAGUCUCAAUUCUCCCAGUCAUUACUGUUUUGGCUCACAGAAGUGAAAAAUGUAGUCUUCAAGAAGCUACAUUCAUUUAACACACAUGAAAAAUGAAGGUAUAUUUUUACAUUCACUUGUACUGUAAAUUAAUAUAGGUAUUUUUCAAAUUAAAUUAUUUUGUUAUUGGUGCCAAUACAUAGGUUUACUGUCAAAACAAAUUGAUAGUAUCAAAAUGACUUUUAGUCAUUUUGCAAGAAUAUGAACAUAAUAAUUACCUGACAGCAUCUGUAGGAUGCCCUGCGAGUCUGAUAUAAACCAAUAAUGAAUUUAGAAUGUACACCUUCACACCUCUGCUGCAAAAUACUGUACCAAACACAAAACUGUUUGGAUGGAAUUGUUGAACACUAAUUAGAGACAUGCUGAUUGUAUUUUUUCAUAUAGUAUAGCAUGUGUCUAGCUAUAAAUAUGUUCAUUAUAAAUAAAAAAGAUAUCAAGUAUGGAGAUAUUAUGUCAGACUUUCAACAGUCACUUAGCAGCCAUCAGAUAGAGAGCAUUUUUAAGCCAUCCCUUUCCUAUAGUUUAAAGUCUUUUCAUAUGACUAGCAUUAUAUUUGCUACCUUGAGAGUCAAGUCAGGUAGGUGGAAGACUACCAGCUACUGCCACGGUAGAUAUUCAGUCACAAAACUAACAAUAUGGUAAGGAAGAAUAUCCAAGUAUUUUAGUUGCAAAGAGGUGUUUAAAAUUCCCUCUUGCAAAAGUUAAUUAGAAUGAAGCACAUGGCAGCAGCUUCCCUCCUGCUUGGUAAAUAUUUUGUACAUUAUAUAUUGUUUUUAUUCAUCAUUCAACUUGUACAAGAGAAAACGUGCUGUCACCCAUUCCAAUAACUAUAUAGUUUGACUGUGAGAACUGAGAAUUUUGUCAAUGAAUUGCAUAUGAGUGGUAUAUUACUUCUUUUUGUGAUGAGCUUUGACUAGGCAGCCGCUAGUAUAUUUACUAUAGUGUUUGUUUGUAUGAUGUACAUGUUAUCAUUGUAUGCUUUGUCUUUGAUGUCAUAGUAAAAUUAUUGUGUAUCUAAGUACGUAUAAGUGGGAUAGAGAGAGGAUGGAGGAUAAGAUGUUUGAGGAGGAAAAAAUUGAUGCCAGAUGAAAUAAGUAAUACCUCACAGAGAGCACUAGAUUUGCACUUAUAACAUUCAUUUCAUCAUCCCCAUCAAAUACCAAAGCUACAGGUUUUAUAUACCAAAAAGUCCACACAUUCUGCACCCCACACACACCAGCAUCCCUUUUGCAACCCUCCUCCACCCUCUCCAGUCUGUGCUUUUGGCUGUGCAGACGCAAACGUGUUCCAAUAUUUUGCUAGUCAAGCAUCCACAGGGAGCUCUGUAGGUAGAUGUCCAUAGGUUUACUUUCGUCUGUGGGACCGUGGUAGCUUAGUGGUUGAGGAUCAGUUAGAGCCGAGGGUGUGUCUCUGUAGACAAAUCCCAAAAUACUUUCUGUGGAGUUGUUUGUGCUCUAAGUCAAACCUUAACAGAGCUUAUAUGAUGAAUAGGUAGCCGUCUUCAGUGCUACUUUCCAGUCUGGGGAGAAGUCUAGUAAACAAAUGCCCUCCUCCCAUGAGAUAGGGAAAAACUGUUAAAGUAAAUAACUAGAAAAUAUGUAAAAAGUUCAUCAAUUUCUAUUUUGACAUUGUCUUAUACCUCAGUUCAAUUUUCCUGGUUAGAGUCAUUCAUGGUGUAAGUACUAAUUGGAAAGGUGUGUAAUAAUUAACAAACACCCUAUGCCCCAAACAAUAUAUAAAUGUACCCUUUUUUAUAAUGGGGGGGUCAUAAAAUUAUAUCAUAGCUACAUAUGCACAGUGGAUGUAUUUUAUUGUAUUUUCUGUACACCCCACGAGCUCUUUGUGUAUUCCCAGUGCAUUGUGUGUAUGUAUUCAUAAUAACAGUGUUGAAACAAAUAAAUGCAUGCACCUUAAAGAUAA